GAAAGCGGUGUUCAAGGAGAAGGAGGAGAGGAAUUUAUUGGAGGAACGAGCCGUCAAAGGCGCGGCCUUUCAACGUUUCGAGGACCCACGAGGCUCAACGAGGCUCGAGUGGUGGAACAACUUGGCACUAUAAACGACUAGACCGCGUGGUUGAAUCAUUCAUUCUGGUUUGAGCUUGGCUCAAGUCUUACUACGAUGUUGUACCACCAUCUUCUGCCCAGAAGCUCUUCUCGAGUCAUCGGAUCUUCCUUAUCAUGGUGUAUUGGACCAUUUGUCCUCAUUUUGGUCUGUUGCACGCUUUGUGAUGGUUUCAAUGUGGGUGUGCGGAAAAGGCCAACGCCGGCCUUAGCACUCAAAUGGCGACCUUUCAACUUCCGAGAGGAGACCCAUGAAGAGGACAACACAAACGCCAAUGGCAAUGUGAUGAGUCUCUUUGACGUUGAAGACUUUGUUGAUGGUCUCAAGAGCAAGAUCACGUCGGAAAUCAGCCUUCUUCUGGCUAUCGAUCCCGAGGCGAGUCUCGAACCCGAGGCCCCUCGUUCCUUCGCCAGAGAAGACCAUUCCAAAAUAACGAGCCGCCAAGAAAUGAGCGAUUACCUCACAGACAACGACAAGAAUAAUCUGCGGCGAUUCCUGCCCAUGUUUCGAGGUCGGACCCGCAGAGACUGAAUGAAGAAUGAACCCCACCCACGUGAAAUCAAGAUUGCUCCCCAUUAUUUCCCGUCAAAUUGUCAACUUGGAUGUAUAUGUAUCUUCUAUCCGAUUUCCAUAUAUAUGUAUUGUAGUACUAUGUAGCGAGUCCUGGUAAAGAGACGACGCAUUGACCGCGAUGCCAAAGAAACCUUCAUCUGAUCAUCUCCCGAGGAAUGAUACUGUAUAAACGUCUGGUUGAGCCCUCGUCAUAAGAUUUGGAACGGUGUCAAGAUCGUUUUGUCUCCCCUCUCAAUUUCUCAGCCUCUCGCUUGGUUUGACUAAAUCUUGGAGUCUUGGUUCAUUUCCAGUUGGUGCCACUUGAUAAAUAAAGCAAAGACAAUA
Messenger RNA from Tigriopus californicus, 1035 nucleotides. RefSeq lists its product as uncharacterized. The record is from RefSeq and is a predicted model, not a curated record. Bases 196 to 669 code for a protein of 157 amino acids. NCBI's taxonomy places the organism in Eukaryota, Metazoa, Arthropoda, Copepoda, Harpacticoida, Harpacticidae. The transcript has 2 exons.